CUGUUGACCGAGGCGCCGUUGAAUCCGAAGGCGAAUCGCGAGAAGAUGACACAAAUCAUGUUCGAGACCUUCAACACGCCCGCCAUGUACGUGGCCAUUCAGGCCGUGCUCUCACUCUACGCCUCCGGACGCACCACCGGCAUCGUGCUCGACUCCGGCGACGGUGUCACACACACUGUGCCCAUCUACGAGGGCUAUGCUCUGCCACACGCCAUUCUUCGUCUCGAUCUGGCCGGCCGCGAUCUCACCGACUACCUCAUGAAGAUCCUCACCGAACGCGGCUACAGUUUCACCACGACAGCAGAGCGCGAAAUUGUGCGCGACAUCAAAGAGAAACUGUGCUACGUGGCGCUCGACUUUGAGCAGGAGAUGGCCACUGCGGCUUCAUGUUCCGCCCUCGAGCGCAGCUACGAACUGCCCGACGGACAAGUCAUCACCAUGGGCAACGAACGUUUUCGCUGUCCCGAGUCGCUGUUUCAGCCCAGUUUUUUGGGCCUCGAGGCGACCGGUAUCCACGAGACCACCUACAACUCCAUCAUGAAAUGUGAUGUCGACAUCCGGAAGGACCUCUACUCGAACACCGUACUCUCUGGCGGCAGCACCAUGUAUCCGGGCAUCGCGGAUAGAAUGCAGCGUGAGAUCGCUGCUCUUGCCCCUAGUACCAUGAAGAUCAAGAUCAUUGCUCCUCCCGAGCGCAAGUACUCCGUCUGGAUCGGCGGAUCCAUUCUCGCCUCACUCUCCACCUUUCAGCAAAUGUGGAUCUCCAAAUUGGAGUACGACGAAUGCGGUCCAGGCAUUGUCCAUAGAAAGUGUUUCUGA
This is a messenger RNA of Protopolystoma xenopodis, 819 nucleotides long. Lineage: Eukaryota; Metazoa; Platyhelminthes; Monogenea; Polystomatidea; Polystomatidae. The record is from the annotation of a GenBank genome assembly.